GCGAGCCUUUGCGGAAGCCUGAGGAUCCGAGGCGGCGCUAAAUGAAAUUAGCAUACGAACUGGUUCUCGGAGCUCCGCGGCGGAUGGACGCCUGAACACCCGCACGAAUACGCGCUCUCCCCAACCACACGCUCCCCGAGGCCGGCCUCAUUUUGUCGGGAUCCUUCUGCCGUCCGCCUGCCGAGGAGAUGGGGGACAAGGCGGGCACCAGAGUUUUCAAGAAGUCCAGCCCCAACUGUAAGGUGACGGUGUACUUGGGAAAGAGAGACUUUGUGGAUCACCUGGACCACGUGGACCCUGUCGACGGCGUAAUCCUCGUCGACCCCGAGUACCUGAAGGACAGGAAAGUCUUCGUCACGCUGACCUGUGCCUUCCGUUACGGCCGCGAGGAUCUCGACGUUCUGGGUCUCUCCUUCAGAAAGGACCUCUACAUCUCCACCUUCCAGGCUUUUCCUCCGGUGCCCGAGGAGAGGAAAUCAAACAGCCGUCUUCAGGAGAGGCUGCUGAAGAAACUGGGCCAGCACGCACAUCCUUUUUACUUCACUAUCCCUCAGAACCUCCCAUGUUCAGUCACUCUACAGCCCGGACCGGAGGACACCGGGAAGGCAUGUGGUGUGGACUUUGAGAUCAGAGCUUUCUGUGCCAAGUCCAUAGAAGAGAAGAUUCACAAGAGGAACUCGGUGCGUCUGGUCAUCAGGAAGGUCCAGUAUGCCCCGGAGAAGCCCGGCCCCCAGCCCAUGGUGGAGACCACCCGCAGCUUCCUCAUGUCCGACCGCUCCCUGCACCUGGAGGCCUCGCUGGACAAGGAGCUGUAUUAUCACGGAGAGCCGAUCAGCGUCAACGUUCACGUCACAAACAACUCCACCAAGACCGUGAAGAGGGUGAAGAUCUCAGUGCGUCAGUAUGCAGAUAUCUGCCUCUUCAGCACUGCUCAGUACAAAUGUCCGGUGGCCCAGCUGGAAGCAGACGACCAGGUGUCGUCCAGCUCCACCUUCUGUAAGGUGUACACUCUGACCCCGACGCUGGACAAAAACCGUGAGAAAAGAGGACUGGCACUGGACGGAAAGCUCAAACACGAAGACACCAACCUGGCCUCGUCCACCAUUGUGAAGGACGUCACCAACAAGGAGGUUUUGGGGAUUCUGGUGUCGUACAGAGUCAAAGUCAAACUGGUGGUCUCACGUGGAGGAGACGUGUCGGUGGAGCUGCCCUUCAUCCUCAUGCACCCCAAACCCGUGGAGCCGCCGGCGUCCCGCCCACAGUCAGCUGUGCCAGAGAUGGACCCGCCCAUCGACACCAACUUGAUAGAGUUCGACACAAACAGCAUCUCUCAGGACGAUGACUUUGUCUUCGAGGAUUUCGCUCGCCUGCGGCUGAAAGGCGUCGUGGACGACAAAGACGAGGACUGCUAGGAGCUCUACAACCACUCCAUCUGCUUCGAUCCUCACACGCACACGCGCACACACACACACACACACCUUCUCGUACAGGCUUCAUGUUACAUUCCCCGGUGGGUGGGGGGGUGGAGGGGAGUGGAUGAGGUCGCGUUGUGGGCAGACUGUCCUUGUUUGUUUGUUUGUUUGUUUUUCUGAGGGUUGGAUGUAGAGUCAAGCCUCGGUCUGCGGUCUCCUCAGCGCCCCCUGCAGGUUUCCUCUCACUCACCGUCGUGUCCACAGUUUGAAGUCUGCAGGUUUUUUCCUAUCACUGCUGCUUUCUUUGUUUAUUUUUGUUUUGUCACGGCAGCACAGCCGGAAACACACACACACACACACACACACACACACACACACACAAAGACACACACACUCUCUCGAUUUCACCAGCAUCCACUCGCCUCCUGCUGCCCUCCCAUCACUCUCAACUCAACAAACAACCAGUAAACACCAAAUUUGGAAGGAAACGACAUAAAAUAAAGUGAAAAUUUUCUCGGUUAUACGAAUUUAAAAUGUAUUUUUUCUUACUUUAAGUUGUUUGUUCGCACCUUUCUGCAGCCUUUUGACAUUCUGCUUUAAAAAAACAAAAAACAAACAAAAAAAGCCAAACAUCUUCAGUCAUUUGAAAACCUUGCCGCCCUCCCUCGACAAUACGCUCGGAGCAGAGGCCGAGCCGUCCGUGGGCAGAGGAGGGCGGGGCUUAGCUCUUCUCUCCACAACUUUCACAAGAAGGGUUGACCCUCUUCUUAUUCUGAAGGUGAAAUUUGUGUUUGUUGGUUUUUGUUGUUGAGAGAAAGCAGCCUCACUUUUUCAAUGAAGAUUUAAAAUCAGCAGCUAAGCAUCGAGUUUCAUGAGUUUUUUUCCACUGUUAAAAUCGAUAAAGGUUAUCGGAGGAAGUUUCUCCGCUUCUCUUCCAGUCACCCGUUCCCAUUUUCCUUUUCCAUCUCCGGUGUCAUGAAGGAAACGUCACUGUGUUUCGUUUCAAUGUGAGCCAUUUUCUUUUUUUAACAUGAAAAAAAAAAUGUCGUGCCUUCAGCGUCUUUGUAAUGUGACUUUUAUUAGGAUUUGUUUGAUCACCGCUGAAACUGGCUGAAAUGUUCGGUGUUGACAUGAUUUCAGUCUUUUUUUUUUUUUUUUUCCUUGAGGCCAAAAUGUCACGGUUGCAAUGAGCACUUUUAACAAAAUCUUUAUUUUUGCUUUUGAUCAGACACUAAAAUCUGAACAGGGAGUCAUUCACAGAAGCAUUAUUUUUUUGCCAAAUAUAUUACCUUUUUGUUAACUUGCUCAAAUUUAGAUAAUAAAGAGUUUAUUUGUAAUUUUCGGGUGAAGCUUUCAUAUUUUUUUUUUUUAAUUUUAGAAUUGCAAUUUUAUUCACAAAAAUUUAGUCUGUAGGAAAAUGUAUAAGUUGUUCAUCACAAUGCUAAAAGUGUCGCAAUAUCUGCAAUAUUGUUUUUUUUCCCUUUUCUGGGGGAAAAAAAAGGAUAUUUGGAAAAAUUUUGCAUGAUUUAUUCUGUCCAUCAAAUAUAAUUUUAAAGAUCAGAGAAAAGGGUUCUGAAGUUACAGAUUAUUGAAUUGUUUGAUAGUGUUUUUGGAUAUUAAAUCCAUUAGGCCAAAUCAAAUGUUUUGAUCACUUUUUUGACAGAAACAUCUUCUCACAUGUCUAAUUUACAAGUAUUUUCCCUUAAACAACCCCCCAAAAAUUCUUUAAGUUAGCCACAGUAAAUUUUCCCUGGAAGUAAUGGCCUUCCUUUACACUUAAAUCUUAAAUUUUAUGUUAAAAUUUGCGAUUAGUUUCUUCCGUGCCAUAAAAAGUCGUCACAGCUGAAACGAACCAGUCGGUGUUUCCCUUCACGUCAUAAGUGUCUCCACAUGUCGAUUAUUACAGUAAAAGGAAUCUUUUUUUGUUUGUUUAUGUGCCAGAUUGAAUUCGACUUUUUUUCGCCGUAACAUUGUUGCUGGGUAACUUUUUGGAGUGUGUGGUUGGUGAGGAAAACCCACCAAGCUGCAGUCGUCUGUCAGGACGCCGCUCUAUGACGGGCCGCCAUUUAAAAAGAAGAAAAAAAAAACAAAGAAUAAACUGUAAACCAGCAAAUGUUACUCUUUUUUGUUAUUGAUUAAAAAAACUGCCAAUCGUCAGCCCCGCCCUCGCUAGCUCCUUAGCUGGAGAGGAGCGUGAAGUGGGCGGGGCCCGACGGUGGCCCCGCCCCCUUUCACUCUCUUGGCGAUGAGGGAGAGUUGGGCAGGGACCUUCAUCGGCUCCACCCUCUCACUCCUUUGCGGGGGAGGAGCUGGAAGUGGGCGGAGACUGGGAGCAUGUUUUCCCUCCUGAUUGGGGGUUGAUUUCCUCGCCGUGCUGUGAAUCGUACGAGCUGUGAUUCUGUCCUGAUUUUGUCGUGCAUUUGUGGGGUAACUUUGCUACGUGUGAAAAUAUUUUGCCAAGUGCCACGCCCCGGCCUGUGCGAUGCUAACCAUAAUGUCUAUAAAACAGAAAGUGAUGUCUGCUGGCUGCUGCCUGCAGGUCCGGUCUGAUUAUUCUGCUUCUGAUUAUUAUUAUUAAUUAUUAUUAUUAUGGUGACUAUCAUUACUAUUAUUACUUCUACUGUAUCAUCAUUGCGACCAUGAUUAUUCUCAUAAUCAUUUACAGAGUCUAUUGUUUUGCCAUGUAUUUUUUAUUUUGAGAUUUUUAUUUUAGUUUUCUUUUUAUUAAAGGUAAAAUGAACUAACA
Molecule: messenger RNA, 4158 nt
Organism: Salarias fasciatus (jewelled blenny)
Lineage: Eukaryota; Metazoa; Chordata; Actinopteri; Blenniiformes; Blenniidae
Product: arrestin red cell
Exons: 16
Coding region: 189-1412 (407 amino acids)
Biological process (GO): positive regulation of ERK1 and ERK2 cascade; G protein-coupled receptor internalization; signal transduction
Cellular component (GO): cytoplasm
Molecular function (GO): angiotensin receptor binding
Source: RefSeq, a predicted model, not a curated record